AUGGCGGCGUCUUUCGAAUCAACUUCGUCUUAUCACGAUGCCUUAAGUCGUGGCAACAGCUCCGACUAUAGUCCUGAUAUCGAAGAUAUCAAAGAACUGCACGGCCAACAUCCCCCAGGAUUGAGUGCACUGGACGAUCUGUAUGAUCCUGGUCAGGACGAUUACGUGCCGGGUGAAGGUUAUGUUUAUAAUGAGGAUCUGUAUGACUCACAAGAAAGCGAUGGAAUUUGUCCAUAUGGUAAUGGAGAAGGAGACGAUCAACCUGGUCUAGUAUCCGAGUUUCAUGGCAGUGACACCGAUACAGUGGUCCCAAUCGAUGUACAUGAAAGCAAGCAACAGGAAAACAGCAGGCCACCAGAUACUGAUUGUGAUGUGAAUGAACAUUUGAAAGCCCGCGGAUUUUACUCUACACGUCGUCUGCCUGAUGAGGAUCGGUAUGAAGAACCAGGUACUCCUACUGAGCUUCGACAUCUGGGAUAUCAAGCAGAAGAUGAGUUUGACACUCAGACCAUGCCGGUCAAUCAGCAACAGAAAAGCAAACAAAUGCAUAUCCAGAGUUCAAUGUUUGAUCAAGCAGGCUUUUCUGGUGAUUGGCGCAAGAAGCGCGUCACUCAUAACGAGUCCGGGUUAUCAGCUGCGCAUGUCGAAUUGGGCAAACGUCCACGGGAGGACGUGGACUUGGACUUCCCAGAUCAAAGUCACACCUUUCAAAAGAAGUUUCGAGAAACCAAAGGUGAUCUUGAGGACUUUGAUCGUGGGUCUGGACCUCGGACUGGCCGCGUACAAAGGGAUCAAGGCUCUGAUCAAAGUCAUUAUGAGAAGAGACAAGGACACAAAUUAUCGCCGAUAACUGAUGUCCAAUGGGACUAUUUUACAGUCGAGAGUGAUGUUACAGAUCAAGAAGAUGAGACUUCUCUGCCCGUUUCCGACCAACGCGGCACAAAUAAACUCGAUUUAGCAGACUCUCAUGUCCCCAGGCCUACGAAAGGCAAAGGUAGAGCCGAAAAUGCAGGGAUCAAGGCUCUGAUCAAAGUCAUUAUCAGAAGAGACAAGGACACAAACCAUCACCUGCAAGUAAGAUAUCUUACUCUGCUUUGUGUAGCAAGCAUGGUCAUACAAGCUAAAGUCCAAUGUGACUAUUUUACAGUUGAGAGUGAUGUUACAGAUCAAGAAGAUGAGACUUCUCUGCCCGUUUCCGACCAACGCGGCACAAAUAAACUCGACAUAUCCGACUCGCAUGUCCCCAGGCCUACGAAAGGCAAAGGUAGAGCCGACAAUGAAGUCAGAUAUAUGUUCGAUCAACCAGGCCUUCCUGGCGAUUGGCGCAAGAAGCGCAUCAAUCAGAACUCAUCAGCUGCGCAUAACGAAUUGGGAAAACGGUUGCGCGAGAGCGAAUGUACAGACCUUGUGGAUGACAGUUUGAGGAAACGGCUGCGAGAUGAAAAGCACGAUACCAGAGUCCCUGCUCACUCCAGCCGUGGAAACAACAAGGACGAAUUUCAGCGACUUGAUGUCUCGUGUAGUGAUCAACACAAACGCACAGGCGAUGCAGAAAACCGUGAAAGAAACUCCACCCGGACUCCACUUCAUCACAAACGCUCACGUGACUCUAGUCAUUGCAGUGGGUAUGAAGGAUCAGGGACUCCUACCGACGUCCAACCCCUGGAAUAUCAAGCAAAAGAAGUUCGACACUCAGACCAUGCCGGUCAAUCAGCAAAAGAAAAGCGAACAAAUGCAUAUCCUUCAAUGUGUGAUCAAGCAGGCUUUUCUGGUGAUUGGCGCAAGAAGCGCGUCACUCAUAACGAGUCCGGGUUAUCAGCUGCGCAUGUUGAAUUGUACAAACGUCCACGGGAGGACGUGUAUUUAGACUGUCCAGAUCAAACUCACACCUUCGAAAAGAAGUUUCGAGAAACCAAAGGUGAUCUUGAGGACUUUGAUCGUGGGUCUGGACCUCGGACUGGCCGCGUACAAAGGGAUCAAGGCUCUGAUCAAAGUCAUUAUGAGAAGAGACAAGGACACAAAUUAUCGCCGAUAACUGAUGUCCAAUGGGACUAUUUUACAGUCGAGAGUGAUGUUACAGAUCAAGAAGAUGAGACUUAUCUGCCCGUUUCCGACCAACGCGGCACAAAUAAACUCGAUUUAGCAGACUCUCAUGUCCCCAGGCCUACGAAAGGCAAAGGUAGAGCCGAAAAUGCAGCAUUGUCAACCGGGCUAAUCGUGAAAUGUGAAUUUUUGAACCUCUCUAGACUUUGA
Melampsora larici-populina 98AG31 is the source of this 2253-nucleotide messenger RNA. RefSeq lists its product as uncharacterized. The transcript has 18 exons. The record is from RefSeq and is a predicted model, not a curated record. Bases 1 to 2253 code for a protein of 750 amino acids. NCBI's taxonomy places the organism in Eukaryota, Fungi, Basidiomycota, Pucciniomycetes, Pucciniales, Melampsoraceae.